Tupaia belangeri chinensis (Chinese tree shrew) is the source of this 2236-nucleotide messenger RNA. Its product is annotated as AGBL carboxypeptidase 3. The record is from RefSeq and is a predicted model, not a curated record. NCBI's taxonomy places the organism in Eukaryota, Metazoa, Chordata, Mammalia, Scandentia, Tupaiidae. The transcript has 7 exons. Gene Ontology annotation, biological process: proteolysis. Gene Ontology annotation, molecular function: metallocarboxypeptidase activity; zinc ion binding. Bases 869 to 2221 code for a protein of 450 amino acids.
UCCCGUCAUUCCUUGGGCUCCCCUGUUGCUAGGUGAUUACCUACAGCCGCCCGAAGUCUCGCGAGGGUGGGCCCGUUACCCCAGUAACGGGGGGUUAUACAGCCACAGUAGCGCUCCUUCAGCCCCUGGACCCCGGGUAUCUCCGGAAGAAGUCGAGAUAUUCUCCCCGCGCGAAGAGACGACUGUCCUGGCCGAGGACUCGAGGCGGGAGAGGCCGGCGGAGUCGCAGUGGUGAAGUGCCGAGGAGCAUAGCGAGCUCGGAGGCGGGGCCCUUGCGGGAAGCGAGCGCACCGAGACAGCCCCCCGAAAAAUGAGCUCUUCCCCACAUUGCCCGGUCCUAAAGAAGUGAGUGUGGCAGGAGGACGGUGCCGACUGGCGUCGUAGUUUAAUCUGAUCAUGCUGCUUCCCACCAGGAAACCCAACGAAGCCAGCGUGCCGGCGCCACGACCUUCGGGGCAUGCGCGCGCCCGCACGGCCGGUCGGUAGACGCAGCCCAGCGCCUUCAACAGCUGUGUGGCUUUCCCGAAGCUGAGGGUUUAUCCGCAGCAGGUCCGCGCGACGGUGUGCCCCUGUGCGCGGUAGCCAACCCAGUUUUCGAGUUGCGAUCCCGGGACUGAAAUGUCACUCUUAAAACCGAAAGUGUCACCCUGAGGCAGUCUUCUCUAUUGCAGUUUUAGGAACUUGCUAUGGAGAGUCUGUCCACGGUUCGAAACGCGGUUUUUGAAGAGAGGAGCGGCACAAACCUAUAGAUUCUAUACCUUCCUUUGGUCUCUCACAGACUAGAAUCUUAAGGAAUCUCAAUUAUCCCAUUGUGUUAAUAACCGUCACGUGGGAAGCCUACCCACAUAAGGAAAGAAAUUGCAAGCAAAUGUUGGAAAAGAUGUCAGAAGACUCAGAGAAGGAAGACUAUUCAGAUAGAACAAUCAGUGAUGAAGAUGAAUCAGAUGAGGAUACAUUCGUGAAAAUUGUAAGUGGAGAUCUUCAUCGGUGUACAUUUUUAACAGCUGACUGUUUUGGUGACCCAUUCUUCCCCCGGACUACACAGAUACUGUUGGAAUAUCAGCUGGGGAGAUGGGUACCACGCCUUCGUGAACCACGAGAUUUAUAUGGUGUCUCUUCUUCUGGUCCACUGAGCCCAACACGGUGGCCAUACCACUGUGAAGUCAUUGAUGAGAAAGUCCAGCAUAUUGAUUGGACUCCUUCCUUUCCUGAGCCAGUAUAUAUCCCAACAGGCCUAGAAACUGAACCCCUUUAUUUGAACUCCAAGGAAGAUACUGUGGUUUAUCUAGCUGAAGAUGCUUACAAAGAGCCCUGUUUUGUGUAUUCCCGAGUUGGGGGCAACCGAACACCCUUGCAGCAGCCUGUGGAUAAUUGCGACAACACUUUGAUGUUUGAAGCAAGGUUUGAGAGUGGUAAUCUACAGAAGGUAGUCAAAGUGGCAGAAUAUGAAUACCAGUUGACUGUGCGCCCUGAUCUCUUCACCAAUAAACACACCCAGUGGUACUAUUUCCAAGUCACUAAUACCAAAGCAGGAGUAGUCUACAGAUUCACUAUUGUCAACUUUACCAAGCCUGCCAGUCUUUACAAUCGGGGCAUGCGCCCACUAUUCUAUUCUGAGAAAGAAGCCAAGGCUCAUAAUAUUGGCUGGCAGAGAAUAGGAGACCAAAUCAAGUAUUAUAGGAACAAUCUGGGACAAGAUGGACGCCAUUAUUUCUCUCUUACAUGGACUUUUCAAUUCCCACACAACAAAGACACCUGCUACUUUGCUCACUGCUAUCCAUACACUUACACCAACCUGCAAGAUUACCUUUCUGGCAUCAAUAGUGACCCAGUAAGGUCAAAGUUUUGUAAAAUACGUGUCUUGUGCCACACACUUGCUAGGAACAUGGUGUAUGUUUUAACAAUCACUACUCCCUUGAAGAACACGGACUCAAGAACACGAAAGGCUGUGAUUUUGACUGCAAGGGUCCAUCCAGGAGAAACCAACAGUUCAUGGAUUAUGAAAGGCUUCCUAGAUUAUAUUUUAGGGGACUCAAGUGAUGCACAGUUGCUUCGAGACACUUUCAUCUUCAAGGUGGUGCCCAUGCUGAAUCCAGAUGGUGUGAUUGUGGGAAAUUACCGAUGUUCUUUAGCUGGACGUGACUUAAACCGUAACUACACGUCACUCCUAAAGGAAUCUUUUCCUUCUGUUUGGUAUACCCGGAACAUGAUCCAUAGGUAAAAUAAGUCUCAAAUU